Messenger RNA from [Candida] anglica, 912 nucleotides. Lineage: Eukaryota; Fungi; Ascomycota; Pichiomycetes; Serinales; Debaryomycetaceae. The record is from the annotation of a GenBank genome assembly.
AUGAAUUUAAUUGAUAUAUUAAUUCAAUCAUUUAAGGUUGAUUACCUUAUCUCACUAAUACUAAUUAUAUCUAUAUUAUCAAUUCUAGUGAUCAAGGCAAUUCCUUCCUUAAAUAUCUUAUUACAAUAUGGGAAAACAUUAACAUUGUCUUCUACAAACCUCAAUUCAUAUUCAUAUAUUGAAAACUUAUCUAAAUUAACGGUACCUAAAAAAUGGUUUUUACAUUUCUAUAUCAUAUACUUUACAUUAUGUAUCAAUUUAGGGUUCAUAAUAUUAUUAUUAUCAUACUCUGAUACUAAUACUAAUUUCAUAAAAUCAUGGUGGAAAUCAUAUAUUUUUGAAUCAAAUAAUUCUCUUUCAAAUCUGUUGGUAAUAUAUUAUCUCAUAUUUUUCCAAUCGAUAAGAAGAUUAUAUGAGAGCAUAUAUAUUACUAAAUUUAGUUCUACCGCAAGAAUUAAUAUAGCUCAUUAUUUGGUAGGUAUGAUGUUUUAUAUAACAAUUACCUUAAACACAUUUAUUUCCAUUAUUCCACAAUUUUUAUUUAAAACAAAUCUCAAACAUAUCCCCAAUAAUUAUAUUAUUCAAUUUAUAUUGAUUUUAAUAUUUAUUAUUGCAUCAUUUGAUCAAUUUUUCAAUCAUUAUUAUUUGGCACUGCUUAAGAAAUAUACUGUCCCAACUAAUAGACUUUUCAAAUAUUUGGCAGCACCUCAUUAUUUUGAUGAAAUUAUUAUUUAUUUAAUAAUUGCAAUACUAUCAUGUUUAAAUAAUAAUAAUUUUGCAACAAAAUUAAAUUAUUGGUUAAGUUUUACAUUUGUUUUGGUAAAUCUUACAAUUAGUUCAAUUGAAUCAAAUAAUUAUUAUAAAAGACAAAAUGUUGGUAAACAAUGGUCAAUUAUUCCAUUCAUUAUAUAA